UGAUAAUACCAAGAAACAAUUGAAUUGAAGUUCAUAGUGUUUCUAAAAAAACAUAUGAAAUUCAUAGCGAAGCAACUAAGGGUCAAGUCAUCAAACCCUGUUGCCUGUUGGAGGUAGGCCCAAUUCGUUACAUGUUAGGCUUACCCUAACGUGGAACUAUAAUCCAACUCGACAGCCCAAAUAUUAUCCAAAACUAUUUACCAACAAGCCCAGCAAAACCCAACGAAAGCUCCGCUCGACAUCGGACGACCAAUUUUAUUAUUUCAGUGAUCAAAUAAAAGUCUAGAAAAACUCCAAUGAGCAAAACGGCUAGAAGAACAUAGUUCAGAGGCAUCGGCGCAUUUUUGGCAAAGCAGCAUCGAAGGCAAAAGCGCGAGCGACUUGAGCAGAAAGAAAACCCACCUUCUUCUUCACUAUAACCCUUCAGUCUUCACCCAGCCGCGACAUUCAUUCAUACGCCACAACCAGUACCGGAUUUCUUCACCGGAGAAGCUUGUAUCCGAGUAAGCAAUGUUCCGCAACCAGUACGACACGGAUGUCACGACAUGGUCGCCGGCGGGGCGGCUGUUCCAGGUGGAGUACGCGAUGGAAGCGGUGAAGCAAGGUUCCGCCGCAAUUGGGCUCCGAUCCAAGACCCACGUGGUCCUCGCUUGCGUGAACAAGGCUCAGUCCGAGCUCUCUUCCCAUCAGCGGAAGAUCUUCAAGGUCGACGACCACAUCGGCGUUGCGAUUGCUGGACUCACCGCCGACGGGCGAGUUCUCUCCCGGUACAUGCGAUCCGAGUGCAUCAAUUACAGCUUCACAUACGAGUCCCCUCUCCCCGUCGGCCGUCUCGUCGUUCAGCUCGCUGACAAGGCUCAGGUUUGCACUCAGAGGUCCUGGAAGCGGCCAUACGGCGUGGGCCUGCUGGUAGCCGGGUUGGACGAAUCGGGAGCGCACCUCUAUUACAACUGCCCAAGUGGAAACUACUUCGAGUAUCAGGCUUUUGCCAUCGGAUCCCGCUCGCAAGCUGCCAAAACCUACUUGGAGCGUAGGUUCGAGAGUUUCAAUGAUUCCUCCCGAGACGACCUUGUAAAGGAUGCGCUAAUUGCAGUCCGGGAAACUCUACAGGGAGAGACCCUCAAAAGCUCCAUCUGCACGGUUGCUGUGGUGGGAAUUAACGAGCCUUUCCAUAUUCUGGAUCAGGAUGCCGUCCAGAAGCUGAUCGAUGCUUUCGAGAUUGUGAAAGAGCCAGCAUCGGAGGCUCCUGCCGCAGCUGAACCAGAGGGUGGUGCCGGUGGGGCUGGCGGUGAUGAUGAUGCCGCCCAGGAUCCUCCUGCAGCCGCGGAUGAAGGGGCAGCUCCGAUGGAGAUAUGAAGAAUGGCACAAUGUUUUAGGUGAUGGGUCUUGUUAGCAAUGUCUUCUGCAAGGAUUUGGCUGAGACUUAGUUUGCUCAAGUUGAUGGUAGACUUCUUCUUGUUUGCGGAUCUUUUGAUGCAAUUUAUGGAUUUGAGUUAUAUGGUGCAGACAUCUGAAAGCUUUAAGCCUCCCUCUUAAGAUCUAUCAAACAUUAUAUUUUGCUACAUUUAACUAUUAGAAUCAGUAGCAACCUUCAUUAUGAUCAUCACGAAACUGUGACCUUACAGAUUAAAGCCGAGUCAAAAGUUUCUUUUUCUAUGCGAUAGUAACAUUCUGCAAUCUGCAUUAUGUUUACUGUUUGAUUAGUAAUUACAAGUAAAUGCAAUCUUUCUUUGGAGGCCUUUACAGUGGUUGCAUAGACGGCUCUUCUAUGUUGAUGUCAGGUUUGGCCGUUUGGAUAUCUUUAUUUUGUUGUUGUUAUACAUCCCAUUGAAUUGAAAGUGAUGGGUUUAGGAGAAAAGGUUGGCGGAGUUCUCAAUUUGGACACUCUCAACUGGACUCGAUCAAAGACAGGAAUUUGUUUACGGCAGGAUUAUGGGGAUUGGUACGCGCACCUAAAUGGAGAUUGCUAAUGAGAAAGACCCAUAAUUUGGCUUAAACUGCUAAUCUUCACUUGUCUGUUUCAGUUCUAAUCAACACCCAUUUGUAUACCUUGGAAACAGAGAAAUUCUUAGAAUCCUAGGAAAAGCUUACACCAUGCUGAUUCCAAAACUAACAUGAAGUAAUUUCUUGGUUUUGUAGUGGUUCCAUGUGAAAGACAAUUUUAAAAACCUUGUAGUUGUUAGUAUCGUUUGAUGCUGGAGUAUCGUUCAAUUGUGUGCUGAAAGUUGGAACAUGAAAGAAAUGUCGAAUGUUCGU
Messenger RNA from Linum trigynum, 2256 nucleotides. The record is from the annotation of a GenBank genome assembly. Lineage: Eukaryota; Viridiplantae; Streptophyta; Magnoliopsida; Malpighiales; Linaceae.